Molecule: messenger RNA, 6380 nt
Organism: Misgurnus anguillicaudatus (oriental weatherfish)
Lineage: Eukaryota; Metazoa; Chordata; Actinopteri; Cypriniformes; Cobitidae
Source: RefSeq, a predicted model, not a curated record
CUAAACUUUUCUGCCUGGCUUGUGGGCUGUUUUUGGCGAGUCUGCGGUGAGCCGAGGAAAGGCUCUGUGUGAGGUUUGGAUUACUGAUGUCAGAUACGAUAUCCUGACUGGAACAUGAUGCCUGGGUUCAGGAUGUGGUUGUGCCUUUUUGUACUGGCGUGCAUGAGGAUUCAGCACUCACAUGGAUGGUUCUGGUCUGGUUCUGAUGGGAAGGGCACACGGACACCAGUCAACCUGACUACUUUAAACCCCACAUCACCAUCAAGGACAGAAGCACCACCCAGUACGGCAGGUACAAGUGCUUCUGUGACCGAGGUCCCUAAAGUGGCCGAGAAAUUAGGUAUGUAUGUGAGAUAUGGAGAUGGGUUUGAGGGGUCUGCUAGGGAGGGUGGCUCUGGAUUAUUUAAGUCUGAAUCUUUAAGUAGGUCUGAACUUGCUUCUGGAUCUGGAUCUUCUCAGUUUGAAAGCCAGGAGAGCUAUGUUACACCAACUGACUUGUCGGGCAUUUCAGUUGAGAGUACUAAUGUGCAAAUGGAGAGCAAAGUGGAUCGGAUGGAUGGACACAACAGCAGUUUUGUAGAAAGCCAAUUUAACCAAAGCAUUGUUUCUUUAAAAAAUUAUUUACUUGGGGAUAAUUCUUCUAAGCAUGAUAGUCAUAACACAACACAGUAUUCCCUUGAAUACUCUGUCUCAGAUAAUGUACUAACCAAUGAAAGUGACCGAUCUGUUAUAACCCCACGCUGCUUGGAAGUUCAUUCCAAAUUGCCAUUUUGCACCAGAACAGGAGCGAAGAGUUUCGCAGUGCCUAAUUUUCUAAAUCAAAGCAGCGUGGAGGAAGUUAAGGUGGUUUUAAGCAAAUGGGCGUCGCUGUUACGGUCACGCUGCCACCAUAGCUUGGAAUGGUUUUUCUGCUUGCUGUUGAUGCCGCGAUGCGGCCCACCUGGACUGCCGGCCCCAAUGCCCUGUCGCAGUUUUUGCGAGGUCUUGCGCGACAGCUGUUGGACGCUGCUGGAUGAGGGCCGCCUCCCCGUGGAGUGCCAUUCUCUGCCCGAAGAGACGCAUGAUGGGUAUCAGUGCUUGUCAGUUAGUAACCAGAAAGAACAGAACGGUAUAUCACUGUUGCAGUUAAUCGGUGAUCCUCCACCAGAUGGCAUCACUGAACACUAUGGCCCCGAUAACAGCCUUGGCUACAUGUUCGGGCCGAGCUCCAACGUGGGCCAAUCAGCUGCGGCCCACCUCCCCAACCCAUUCUACCGCGACUUCUCGCUGAUUUUCAACAUAAAACCUACAUCCACAAAGCCUGGCGUCAUCUUCUCCAUCACCGACCCCUCCCAGGACUUCAUGUAUGUUGGUGUAAAGUUGUCAGAGGUUCAGAACGACCAGCAGGACAUCAUCUUUUACUACACCGAGCCGGAUUCGGAAAAGUCUUACGAGGCGGCCAGGUUCUCCGUGCCAUCCAUGCUGAACACCUGGACGAGGUUUUCCAUCAGUAUUCUCAAUGAAAAGGCAUCGCUGUACUUCAAGUGUGACUCGGACCCACAAGUGGUCAACUUCGAGCGGUCCCCAGACGACAUGGACCUGGAUGCUGGGGCCGGAGUGUUUGUUGGUCAUGCCAGUAGAGCAGAUCCUGAUAAGUUUCUGGGUGUAAUCGGGGAUCUCAGGGUGUUGAAAGACCCCGGGGCAGCUCAGCGUCACUGCGAGGAAGAUGAGGAUGACUAUGAUAUGACAUCAGGUGAUGGACCAAGUGGCUAUGGGGAGAGCGAAACAACAUCAGUCCAGGUUACACCUCCAUCCUCUCGACCAAUCCAGCAGCCACCGGUGACCUCUGUAAUACAGCAGACAGGUUCUGUUGGUGCAAAAGGAGAUAAAGGUGACAGAGGAGAGAAGGGGGACAAAGGUGACCGGGGCCUUGUGGGACCAAAGGGUGAUUCGGGAUCUGCCUCUGUGUCUGGUGGAGGAUCAAAGGGAGAGAAGGGCGAAAUAGGAGAAAAAGGCAUGAAGGGCGGUCCUGGUUUUGGUUAUCCUGGAUCAAAGGGAGACCGUGGCCCUCCUGGACCCCAAGGGCCUCCUGGUCCACCAGGGCCCAGUGCAGAGGUAGAGGUGAGAGGUGAUGGGUCAGUAGUGGAGAGGGUGACGGGACCAAGAGGACCACCUGGGCCACCAGGACCCCCGGGACCUACCGGAACUGAUGGGGAACCGGGUGACCCUGGUGAAGAUGGGAAGACGGGCCCUGUUGGACCUCCUGGUUUUCCAGGAACUCCGGGGAAUACAGGACCUAAAGGAGAGAAAGGUGACCGAGGUGAUGGUAAUCCAGGACCCCGUGGGCCUCCAGGGCCUCCUGGCCCUCCAGGACCCCCAACUCGCUCUGACAGACCCACAUUUGUGGACAUGGAGGGUUCUGGUUUUGAUGCUGAGAAUAUGCGGGGACCGCCAGGUUUGCAAGGUCCACCUGGUCCACCCGGCCUCCCCGGACCCCCUGGCCCCGAAUCUGCAGCGUCUGGUGGUUUCGGGCCUCCUGGUCCACCCGGUCAAAAUGGUGCUCCAGGUCAACCGGGACUUCCAGGUACUCCAGGUGCUGAUGGAAAAUCAGGUUUACCUGGACCAAAAGGAGAAAAGGGUGACGCCGGUGAUCUGGGCUUACCUGGACCUCUGGGAGAGAAGGGUGCCCAAGGUGUUCCUGGUACCCCUGGUCUUCCAGGAGAGAGUGGACUUGCUGGGCUUCCAGGACCAAUGGGACCCGUUGGACCACCGGGACCACCUGGUCCUCCUGGCCCAAGUUAUCGUGUUGGUUUUGAUGAUAUGGAAGGCUCUGCUUUUGAAUUCGGUUCAAUUUCUGGUGUAAGAGGACCUACAGGAGUGCGGGGACCUCCUGGUCUGCCAGGACAACCAGGUAAGCCUGGUUUUCCAGGACUUCCUGGUGAGAAAGGCAGCGAAGGGCCUCAGGGAAUUGAUGGACGGCCUGGGUUGGAUGGCUUUCCUGGACCACAGGGACCAAAGGGGUUCAAAGGAGACCAAGGCGAAAGAGGUGAACCUGGUCGAGAUGGGAAUGGUCUUCCUGGUCCACCUGGUCCUCCAGGACCACCUGGCCAGAUUGUUUAUCGGAAUAGUGAACAUUAUGAUGCAACUGGAGAAGCAGGGCCUCAGGGAGGGUCCGGUCGUCCAGGUCAAGCAGGUUUCCCUGGCCCAAUGGGACCGAAAGGUGACAGAGGUGAACCUGGAGCACCAGGUUACGGCAUUAAGGGAGAGAAAGGAGAACCUGGAUAUGUUCUCGGACCUGAUGGAAACCCACUUUACCCUGGUGGAUUGGGGGGCAUUGGCGAGAGAGGAAUUCCUGGACCGGUUGGACCUCCUGGACCAGUUGGACCUCCAGGUCCGAAGGGUGAAUUUGGAAUGCCAGGCAGACCCGGCCGUCCAGGUGUGAAUGGUUAUAAAGGUGAAAAAGGAGAUCCAGGUUCAGGUUCUGGAUAUGGCUAUCCGGGUCAACCUGGUCCUCCAGGACCUCCCGGUCCCCCUGGACCCGCUGCACCUUUGGAUAGAUUCAGAUAUGAAGAUUUUGUGAGACAGUAUACAGCUACGAAAGGAGAGAAAGGAGAACAGGGACAUCCUGGCGUACCUGGGACCCCAGGCUUUGCACCUGAUAUUGACAUCUAUACUCUUAAGAAUGAGAUGAAAGGAGAACGUGGCGAGCCUGGUCCAAGAGGAGAGAAAGGAGAACCAGGCGGUGGAUUUUAUGACCCUCGGUUUGGAGCUAUAGCAGGGCCGCCAGGAAACCCUGGACUUCCUGGACCUAAAGGAGACUCUAUCACAGGCCCACCUGGACCUCAGGGCCCACCUGGACCACCUGGGGUUGGUUACGAUGGGCGUCCAGGAAACCCAGGACCUCCAGGACCCCCUGGUCCUCCAGGGUCGCCAUCAUUGCCAGGGCCCUACAGACCAUCACUCAGUAUUCCCGGACCCCCAGGUCCGCCAGGCCCUCCUGGAAUCCCCGGACAUGGAACUGGGGUGACUGUGCUCAGGUCUUAUGACAUCAUGCUCGCGACAGCACGCAGACAAACAGAAGGAGCCCUCAUAUAUAUUAUGGACAGAAGUGACCUUUACCUCAGAGUUCAAAAUGGAGUCAGACAAGUGAUGCUUGGAGAUUAUAAACCCUUCUAUGUAGAUCUGGAUAAUGAGGUGGCAGCAGUCGAGCCACCCCCCGUUGUCCCUUAUUCCCAGGACCACACAGCCAACAACGGAGCAGAGCAGAUUUCUCCACCACACCAGCCUGUUGAUUUGCCGAGGGAGUCAGAGAACAGAAACCCGAGUCCACCUGAAACCUUCUACCCAGAACCGCAAUAUCCCCCUCUGCCCGACCCUAGAUACCCACCUAACACCGACAGCAGGUACGAUUCCGGCCAAUCACCUAUCAGGUACCCUGAAAGAUACCCCGUGACUCCUCCUCGUCGUCCCAGCCCGCCCGUCAACCAACCGGAAGGCCACACGCACACAUCUGGACCUGGGUUGCAUCUUAUUGCUCUAAACUCUCCACAAGUGGGCAACAUGAGAGGCAUUCGUGGGGCGGAUUUCAUGUGCUUCCAGCAGGCUCGGGCCGUGGGUCUGAAGGGAACAUUCAGAGCAUUCCUUUCCUCCAAACUCCAGGAUCUCUACAGCAUCGUCCGCAGAUCUGACCGAGAUACGCUACCAAUUGUUAAUCUUAAGGAUCAAGUGCUGUUCAGAAGCUGGGAGUCUCUCUUCAGUGAUUCAGAGAGCAGAAUGAAGGACGGUGCUUCCAUUUACUCAUUUGAUGGUAGAGAUGUCCUGAGGGACAGUGCCUGGCCAGAGAAGAUGAUCUGGCACGGGUCUAAUGGCAAGGGUCACCGGCAGACGGAUAACUACUGCGAGACAUGGAGGACUGGAGACCGAGCGGUGACAGGCUUGUCCUCAUCUCUGCAGACGGGUCAACUCCUUCAUCAGACACCCAGCAGCUGUUCCAGUUCCUACAUCGUCCUCUGCAUCGAGAACAGCUACAUGUCGCAGUUCAAGAAAUAAAGCCGUCCAAAUGUGUUUUUGCGCUCCACACAUCUGCUUAUACAGGUUCUGAUCCGCCCCAACAGACGCCUGUAUCUACAAAUGGAAAAGAAUAUAACAAAAUAAAUGUUUUAAAGAACUGGGUCUGCCUUAAGAAGAAUUUGCCAGUCAUGUCAGUUCUCCCUCACCAUCAUGCCAAAGAGGCAGAUCGAACGUGGAGGUUUUUGCUCUUUCUCAGGGCAGUGGCACAUAAUUUCAGGGGGUUAAACCAGAGAAGUGAGGCCAAGAGAGGCAGUGUAUCCAUAUCAAAUUUUGUAUAUGAAUUGUUAGUUGUCUGUGUUGUUCCAAUUUUUUUAUGUCUUAAUUGGUAUAGUUAACCAAUUUUAGCUACUUUUGUAACUUUUUCAUUUAUUUGUCCAAACCCAAUUUGUCCAAGGUUUGCUGGAUAACAGGAAGGCAAACCUGAUAUAGUUUUAGAAUUAAAAAGAGAAAAUAUUUAUUUUGCAAUGAAGAGAGCUAAAAUAUGAUUUGGAACAGAAACAAAAAUUGAAUUCAUUUUUUUGUUUUUCAUUUUAGCAAGCACUUCUUACAGAAUCUGUCACAGAUUAAAGUGCAAGACUAAAAUAGUUUAAAAAGAGUCACUCGCGUGAAAGGAGUGAUGUGCCUUGAAUAUUGCAAUACUUAUCCCUCAAAUGACUUUUGUACAAAAUGAAAUUAUUUUAAUUCUGUCUCAUUUAUAGGAUCACUUUUGUGUUUUUCUAUUGUAAUUAAUGUGAAAUUUCAUAUGACAUUCUUCGUAAUGUCAAUGUUUUACUCCCCUGGUUGAUUCCAGAAUUUUUGAUAAAAGUUGACAUAAGAGGGGAGAGCUGCAUUUUUGUGAGACUUUUAAGACUUUGCACUGUUACUCCAUAACAGUUACAUUAUCCAUAAUUCAUUGCAAGGCAUAAAAAGCUUUUGUUACGUAUGGUGCUUUUCACUGAUGAUAAAACAGCUGCUGACAGUGUUUGGAGAGAUGUAUAGAGGUGUUUUAUAAAGACACUUUAUCUUCAAUUUGUAUGGCAUUUCAGACACCUGAUUCACUAGAGAGUGCUACUGAUGUGUUCAGUGCAACCAUGUGGACUUUAACCAGAAUGUGCUGUACAGUGUUUCAGAAGCACUGAAUAAAUCAUUGGUUUUAUAUGCCAUAAUUUCUUUGGCACUGCUUUUUGAGCUUUCCAUGACAUGUCUACACAUAGCUUAGAUAUUUUGUCUGUUCAUGCACAAUAUUAACAUUAUGGAUGUCAUUCACAAGCCAUCUCAUAUCAUGAAUGUGUUUACUUUUAACACUGUUAUUGUCUGAAAACUGAAAAUAAAGAUUCAUUUUCUUCCUCUAA